CAGGCUCUGCGCUCUGGGGCACUGCAGCACAAAUGGCAGCUACCAAAGAUGGUUGGUCUCCCACGCUCUUCAUCGGCGUGGGCUGGGGACGACGUCUGGAUCCCUCUUUUGGGCAGCCGUCCUCCCGAACCACUCUUCCGCUCCGAAGCGAGAAUUGGCGAGCCAAUCAGAGAGCUUGUUUCAACCCAAGUUGCCAUGAUUGCGGGCGCCAGACAUGUGAGCUUAGAGGCUGUAUCAAACGAUAAGUAGGGGCCGAGUAGUAGCUCCGAGUCGCCCGGCUCAUUCUCUCCCCCUCCCUAUACCUCCUCCGCCAGCACCGGUGCGGCGAGACUGUGACAUACACGAUGCACGUCGCCUCCGUCCUCCCGCCCGAGCUCUUCGACGAGUCGAUCGACCACCUCUGGGACGACCCCAAGUCGCUCGCGGCGUGUGCGCUCACAUGCCGCGACUGGAUCGGGACGAGCCGCCUGCACCUCUUCCGCACCGUGCGCAUCCAGAACGCCAGCCAGUGCGCCCGCUUCGAGGCGCUCCUGCAGAGCACGCCCGCCAUCGCGCGCUGCGUGCGCAGGUUCACCGUCAGCGCGGAGUACAAGGGCGUCGAUGAGGCGGGCAGGUCGGUCGAGGACGAUGCGUGGGUCAACGCCGUAGGCGGGUUCGUGCACCGACUGGAGCGGGUCACGACCAUCGGGCUGUCGCGCGUGCGGUGGCAUGCGCUCCUGCCGGAGACGCAGGCGGCGUUCGUGGACCGCUUCGCGCAUGUGCGGACGCUCUUCCUGUUCGAGGUGCGCUUCGAGGCGUCGCGCGACGUGCUGGACUUCCUGGGUGCCUUCCCCGCGCUGAACGAGCUCUAUUUCCAUGGCGUCGCGUGGAACAAGGAGAGCCCUGCGCCGCUGGGUGCGCCCGCGGACGAGACGGCCAUUCAGGCGAUCCGGCAGGCGAAGGAGUGCAUGCACCUAUCGUACCUCUUCCUGGACUCACGCUCGUCGCCGACGCUCGUCACGGAAUGGCUGCUGAGUCACCCGUCGGAGCAGCACCUGCGCACGAUCCAGCUGUGCUGGAGGGAGAUCGAGAACAUGAAAGUGGUCGGCGACCUGUUGCAUGCGAGCGGGGCGUCGCUCGAGCGGCUGCUGGUGGAAUUCCCGUCCGGUGUGCCUGAGGAAGCCGUCCUGGACAACCAGAUUAGCCUGGUUCACAACACCGGCCUGCGCUCCGUGCGUUUCGGGGGGCUCGACGCGAAGGCCGCUGCGUCGCAAGGCUUCAUGUCCAACCAACUCUUCCCGUGGGUGACCGCCAUGAUCUCGCAGAUCAGCUCGCCGCAGCUGGAGGAGAUUUCAUUCGAGUUUGAAAUUACCUCCGUGGCCGACCUGCUCAGCCUUGACUGGUCGCGCAUCGACCAUGAUCUGUCGCGAGAAGAGUACAAGGGCCUCUUGGUGUACUUCUUCGUCGUCUGUCAGGACAUGACGCCCAAGGUCGAGAAGGAGAUCCGCAACCUCAUCGCGGAUCGGCUACAUGGCCUGUGCGAGCGCGGGACGCUGUGCGUCUCGUGCGUCUAGAUCCUCCAGGAAUCGGAUGGCGACGCCUGUAUUAUUGUGCCGGGUGGACGGGUCCGCCUGGCGUGCUUAUUUGCUUGCUCUUGGGUUUGUUGCUUUAUAUUAAUAGGGCUGACUCACUGGAUCUCCUCGGGCUUGUGCUAGGGUAAUAUUUUGUAGACUAUUCCUGGCUGGGAUCUACCUGGGACUUACGCAGGGUAAUUGUUGUCACUGGUAGAUGUGUAACUAACUUUCCUCUACUCCUUGGGUUUUGUGGUAUGCUGCGUGUAUGUGCUAUACCUCAUGCAUGUGCGUGUUUGUGAGCGA
Rhodofomes roseus is the source of this 1856-nucleotide messenger RNA. RefSeq lists its product as uncharacterized. NCBI's taxonomy places the organism in Eukaryota, Fungi, Basidiomycota, Agaricomycetes, Polyporales, Fomitopsidaceae. The coding region runs from base 345 to 1553 and encodes 402 amino acids. The record is from RefSeq and is a predicted model, not a curated record. The transcript has 3 exons.